Messenger RNA from Synchiropus splendidus (mandarinfish), 2170 nucleotides. Its product is annotated as pyruvate dehydrogenase E1 component subunit alpha, mitochondrial-like. Lineage: Eukaryota; Metazoa; Chordata; Actinopteri; Syngnathiformes; Callionymidae. The transcript has 13 exons. Gene Ontology annotation, molecular function: pyruvate dehydrogenase (acetyl-transferring) activity. Gene Ontology annotation, cellular component: intracellular membrane-bounded organelle. Gene Ontology annotation, biological process: pyruvate decarboxylation to acetyl-CoA. Bases 105 to 1451 code for a protein of 448 amino acids. The record is from RefSeq and is a predicted model, not a curated record.
ACUAACGUCGCUGCGCCGUGUUUCCGGCGGAGUCGCGCGCUCGUCGCACAAUCAUCGGAUCAGCUGCGAUUGAACGCCUCUAAUCCUCGCACUCGCCCACGAGCAUGAAAAGCAUGUGGACGCUGAUUUCGAAGGCACUUUGUCGGAUCACCGGCCGAGCCGCGGGAGCCCAAACACUGUCGGAGCUGCUGACUGACCUGUCAGAGUAUGUGGCGCUCAGCUCCCCGCUGCAGCUCCCUUCACCUGAGACACAGCACCAGCCACCAGAUGAGGGCGCUAGAGGAGCCGGCGCUCCGUUAGGUAGUGGGGCCGAGCCACUCGUCCGACCAGCCCCCAGGGUCGUGGUCUCUCGCUCCUUCGCCGACGUCACGCCGCAGGCGACCUUUGACAUCAAGAGAUGUGACCUGCACCUGCUGGAGGACGGCCCUCCAGUGACGGCCCAGCUCACCCGGGAGCAGGGCCUGCAGUACUACAGGACCAUGCAGACCAUCAGGAGGAUGGAGCUGAAGGCCGACCAGCUGUACAAGCAGAAGAUCAUCCGAGGGUUCUGUCACCUGUACGACGGUCAGGAAGCGUGCGCCGCAGGCAUCGAAGCGGCCAUCCGCCCGUCGGACCACCUGAUCACGGCGUACCGCGCCCAUGGCUACACCUACACGCGCGGCGUGCCGGUCAGAGAGAUCCUGGCUGAGCUCACGGGUCGGCGAGGGGGUGUGGCCAAAGGCAAAGGCGGCUCCAUGCACAUGUACGCGCCACAUUUCUACGGAGGGAACGGCAUCGUGGGAGCUCAGGUUCCUCUGGGCGCCGGCGUGGCGCUGGCGUGUCAGUAUCAGGGGAACGAUCAGCUGUGUGUGACGCUGUACGGAGACGGCGCCGCCAACCAAGGGCAGCUCUUCGAGGCCUUCAACAUGGCGGCUCUCUGGAAGCUUCCGUGCAUCUUCGUGUGCGAGAACAACAAGUACGGGAUGGGCACGUCGGUGGAGCGCGCCGCCGCCAGCACCGACUACUACAAGAGGGGGGACUUCAUCCCCGGCCUGCGGGUGGACGGCAUGGACGUGCUGUGUGUCCGGGAGGCGGUGAGGUUUGCGGCGGAUCACUGCAGGUCCGGGAAGGGUCCAAUGGUGAUGGAGCUGCAGACGUACCGCUACCAUGGACACAGCAUGAGCGACCCGGGAGUCAGCUACCGCACUCGGGAGGAGAUCCAGGAGGUGCGCAGCAAGAGCGACCCCAUCUCCCUGUUGAAGGAGCGGAUGCUCGCUCACAACAUGGCCACCGCCGACGAGUUCAAGGAGAUGGACCUGGCCAUCAGGGAGGAGGUGGAGGAGGCCACCCAGUUCGCCACGUCUGAUCCAGAACCGCCGUUGGACGACCUCUGCCAUCACAUCUUCUGCGGUGACGCGCCGCUGGCCGUACGCGGGACCCACCGCUGGUCUGAGCUCCAGUCGCUCAGCUAGACGAGGAGCAGACCUUCCAGAACCUUCCUGCACCUUAGUGGACCCCAGAGAGCACCACCUUAUUGACCAGAUAUUUAUUUAUUUAUUUAUUUAUUUAUUUACUUACUUAUUUACCUACCUACCUGUGAGAGUGUGUCUAUGUCCAUUACGCACGUCCCAGAUGGAGAGUUCAAGUCUGUAGCUGGCUCCUCAGGUGGUCCAGGGUCUUGUACCUUCUGUUGGCGCCCUGUAGUGACGGCGCCCUCCACUCUGGCGAGUCGCUCUGGAUCCGGUAGUUUCCGGCGGUCCUCAACAGACCCACCAUUUGAAACCUUGACUUCUGUGCUCGGGGUUUCCACCUCCUGUCCCGUCCAGUGGUGUUCUGCCAGACCGAGCCACAAACCAGGACCCGGGAGGAAGCCCCAGGGCAGACCAGGACAGGCCUCUUUAGCCCAGCUGCUGCCCCCUCGACCUGACCUCAUGAGCGUGGCUGGAUGGUUUAAUUCUUCUGUUGGUAGUUCCACCUGAAUAUGGUACUCUGGAAGUUUGGACAAUAAAGGUCUGGAUGUCUCAAGGGUUGAAAGACGGCUGCGUUCUGAGCUCUGGGAAAGGAAGUUCCACCGUGAAGAAGCCAAAUGCUUCACAACGUUGCUCCUCCUGAAGCAUCGUCACCGGGAGGUUCUCCACUGGUCGGUCCACUGACAUCUGUCAGGUGUCUCCGUGAAAACUGCAGUCACAGU